This is a messenger RNA of Vitrella brassicaformis, 379 nucleotides long. Lineage: Eukaryota; Vitrellaceae. The record is from the annotation of a GenBank genome assembly.
UCAUACGACCAAUGGCCCUCCCUGACAUCAAACAUGCACACGAUGACGUCUGUUGUUGGCUUCACUCUCGUCUCCCACUCGCCCUUCUUCUCAUCACCUUGUGGUGUGUAUUGGUCGCGGACGUCCCGUUUUUCCGCCGCAUAUAGAUGCUCCACACAAACGACCCGAUUCGCCACGAAACCGUCACCAGAGUGAAGAAGGCAGACACGACAAAGAUUAUCGGGUUGAUGGCCACCGUCGCCCACACGAUCGUCAGCACCAAGAUGGGCACUUCGAGCAGGGCAAAGGCCACAAUCCAGAUGUGUUGGCAUAGCGAUGGAAAGCCACGGAUGCCAUAGUGAAUGAACAGCGACACGAAGUCAGCCAGCGAUAGGACCAU